CCAUGCCGUUUGGUUCCCAUCGCAAUUCGAAAAUCGAGAAGAGUUUCAUCGAAGCGUAGCAAUGUAUGUAUAUAUUGUAUGUACACAUUUUUUUUCCCGUCUUGUCUAGAUCUCGUUUUGUCUGCACAGCACAGAUCUCGUGAAGCCCCAACGGUCUAAUUCUCUGCGCCACUGCUUCCUGCCUCGAUAUUUUUAAACAAUGUGCAAAAAACCGUCGCGUAGGUGUAUUGUACUCUCUUUCUCACUCAUCCAUUUUAACCGAUUCUUCUUCAAUUUCUCCCUCCUCCACCCGCAAAUGGGUUCAGCCUCAACCUCCGUUACCUCCCUCCUUUUCCUCUUAUGCUCUCUAAUGGCCGUGGCGGCGGCAGCCCAAGGCGGCCGAAGUGCCGGCGCCGGAAGGCAGCUGUGGUGCGUGGCGAAGAACAACGCCGAGGACGCCGCCCUGCAAUCCGCCCUCGAUUGGUGCUGUGGCUAUGGCGGCGCCGACUGUGGGCCCAUCCAGAAAGGCGGGCCCUGCUACGACGCGUCGGACCUGCAGCGUACGGCGUCGUUUGCCUUCAACGAUUACUACGUCAAGCACGGCCCCUCCGAUGAAAGCUGUAGUUUUGGCAGCACUGCUGCCCUUACUUCGCUAAACCCUAGUCAUCAUAACUGCAAUUUUCCAUCCAGCUUAAGCUCGUUGAAUGGGAACUUUACGGCGACGACGGCGGCCGGAUCCGAAUCAGGAUCAGGUAGCACAGCUUAUCUGAGCAGCAGUUCAUUAGCUCUCAAUAGGGCCUGGGAAUUACUUGCAAUUACACUUCUCUUUGCAGCCUCACGAAUCUUGUAAGGUACUCGUAUCGUCAGUUUUGAAUGUAGCUAGAAAUUCGGAUUCUUGCCGAGAAGAUUUUAGCAGAGAAGAUAAUGGAUGAUUCUUGGUUUCUUCACUGAAAUACGUCAACUGUAUAUUUCCUAUCUUUUUGUUGUGCAAUAUCUCUACAUUGUGUAAGCGAAUUCGGGACAUAAUUUGGUUUCCGGCAAUAAUAUUCGUCUAAUAUCAAAAUGGUUGUGAGUUUGGGAUCUUAGUUGUGAUCAUAUUC
Molecule: messenger RNA, 1079 nt
Organism: Andrographis paniculata
Lineage: Eukaryota; Viridiplantae; Streptophyta; Magnoliopsida; Lamiales; Acanthaceae
Product: PLASMODESMATA CALLOSE-BINDING PROTEIN 5-like
Exons: 3
Coding region: 200-829 (209 amino acids)
Source: RefSeq, a predicted model, not a curated record